AUGUUGCAACCAAGUGUGUCAGCCGAUCAGUCAGAUCUCGAUCGUGCUGCAGAUAAGCUUCUCACCUUUGUAAAGAAAGCUUCAGAUACACCUAAUACAAGUGAAUAUGAAGUGUUGGAACAAGAAAUACGAGACCCCAAAUUUGAUCAUCCGCUAAAAGAUGAUUUUCUUGACAUUGCUCAUCAAAUGCGCACAGUUAGAGAUUUAGAAGAUGUGAGUCAAGACAUUGUCAGAUCUUUGAACAAUAUAAGGAGCUAUCUGAAUAGCGCAUUGGAAAAUCACAAUACUUUAAAUAACGUCCAUCAACACCCAUGUAUGAAACUCAGUAUCGAUUGGGACAAUGGAGAAAAUUUGUCACAAAACUCAACGAACGGUAUCGUUGGUGAUCCUAUUACAACUCUGAAGAAGUUGAUCAUUGUCCUUGACAACAAUUUAAAAGAGUUGGUUGGCAACAAAGAAGAAUCACAGGAAAGGGAAGAAGACGAGAAUGUUGAAUUUGCAGCAUUUAAAGAUCGCAUUAUUGAAUGUCUUGGAAACAUAGUGGAUGGAAUAGAUUCCGAAACAAACCUUUCUGAUAUGGACCCCGUUUUUGAUGUCCUAUUUGAAACCAUUUCAAAAAAUUUCCUCUUUCUUAAGAAUGUAUAUUUUUCACGGUUUCAACAAAUGAAAAAGGAAGCAGUAUGGCUUAAGAAAAUAAUAGAACUUGUUCAUAAUUACCCUUGCAUGCAAAAUCGAAUGGCAGAAAUAACCAAACAAAAACGAUCCAUUGAAAGAUCCAUCAAAAUACUUAGUUUUUCUAUUGAUCUUGCAAACGAAGAUUUGGAAGAAGAAGCCAAUUCCGAUUCUCUGAAACAAGAAAUUUCAGAAUAUCAAAGAAAGAUUCAUGAAAAACGAGAAGAACUUUGUUCUAUUAUACAUGAAUCCAAUGAGAUUCGACAGAAAAUUUGGAUAUUGCAUCAACAUGGAUUUUCAGAUGUUAAACUUUCCAAAGAUGAUCAUGAAGUCAUAUUAUCAAUGUUUAGAAUUCCUGAAUUGUCUCCUGUGAUGUUUCAAAGGCUUGCUAUGUUUAGCGGCAGUCAUAAAGUAUUUAUGGGUAUUGAGAAGCAGACCAAAAAACAGUACGUCAUCAAGAAAUAUCACGUGGAUGAACAGACACAAUUGGACAAUUUGAAAAAGGAGAUCAAGAUUCUCCAAAAGGUCAAGCAUAGAAAUAUCGUUGCACUCGAAGGUUAUUACAUGAAGAAAGAUCAUGUACUUAAUCUCAAUACCAUACAUGUGGUCAUGCCAUUUUAUAAUGGAGGAGAUUUGAAGAAUUAUAUUCAAUCUCAACGUGGAACUGGCAUUCCCAUGGAUAUCAUUUUCUGGGAGAGGAUAUGGAGACAACUAUUGACUGCCAUUCAGCAUAUCCAUGCUAACAAUGUGAUUCAUUGUGACAUUACACCAGAAAAUAUAUUUAUUGAAAGAGAAGAAGAAGUUGUGAGAGUAAUAUUGGGAGAUUUUGAUGAGAGCUGUGACAGUUUAAGUGGAAGAAGUUUACCCAAACAAGUAACAGCAUCUUUUAAAUCAGACAUGUACGCAUUUGGACAGACCAUCAAGGAUGUAAUGACCUCUCAGGAAUUGAGUGAAUUAAGCUCUCUGCAACAGCUAGUGAAUCAAUGUUUAAGUGAAGAUGCAUCUCAAAGACCAACAGCAUCUCAAGCAUUGGCUCAUGAAUUUUUCGUUAUCGCUGUUCUCCAAAAAGAAGAAGAACUCCAAACCAAGUUAAAACAAAUUGAAAUGAAUGAAAGAACGUUGGAACGAAAAAGACAAGAUAUCGAUUCCAAAGCAAGGAAUGUUCAACUAGACAUGUCUUAUUUGCAGAUACAAUGGACUCGUUUUGAGGAACAACAAAAUCAACAUGCUUUUGAAUUGGAAUUUAAGAGGCAACUCAACCUACAAAAAGAAAAAUAUUUGAAACAAUUGGAAGAAAAAUUGCAAAAGGAAGCCCAAUCACAGCUCACUCUCAGAUUACCUGAAUAUUGGAACAACAGAGCUUUGGGUGCAAAUUUCAGUCAAACCCAACUUGUUGAUGUUACGAAUACCAUGAAACAAAUUAUCCAAGAAUUACUCGACCUUACUUGUGAAACAACUACAUUAGGAGGAGAUCAACAACAUACUCGUUUGGUAGUGAGUCAAGUUUUUAGAGUUGAAAAUGCUCUACUAUUCUCGUUAUACAACUUUAGAAAACAACAAAUUCUCUCUUAUAACGAUGCUCCAAAAUCAAUAGUGGUAAAGACCAUGGAUAAUAUUCCAUCGGCCACCUAUGAAAGUGCAUACACAUGGAUCCAACAAUGUGGUCUUGACCGCACAUGCAAUGAAGUCUAUUUGUGGCAUGGUACUACACCUGAAACUCUGAAUACCAUUGUGGAGUAUGGUUUUGAUGAGAGAGUGAGCAAUUUGAGUGGACCAUUCGGAGCUGGAAUUUAUUUUGCAGAAAACUCAAGUAAGAGUGACGAUUCCACCACGAAUGAAUUUCCCAUGUUGCUGAGUCGAGUUGUUUUGGGAAGACAAAUCUUUGAGGCAGAAUCGAAGGGACAAAGCCUAAAAGAUCACAGAAGACCUCCAUUAAUUCCAAACAUACAACAUGGAAAAGAAAGAGUAUUCGAUAGCGUACAUGGAAAAUCUAAUGCAUCCUCGAGUGCAUAUAAUGAAUAUAUUGUCUAUGAUAAGAAUCAAUGUUAUCCAGAGUUUCUCAUUAAAUAUCAAAGACAAUAA
Molecule: messenger RNA, 2754 nt
Organism: Naegleria lovaniensis
Lineage: Eukaryota; Heterolobosea; Eutetramitea; Acrasida; Naegleriidae
Exons: 1
Coding region: 1-2754 (917 amino acids)
Biological process (GO): protein phosphorylation
Molecular function (GO): ATP binding; protein kinase activity; NAD+ poly-ADP-ribosyltransferase activity
Source: RefSeq, a predicted model, not a curated record